AAUAGCGCUUAUAGUUUUUUGGACUAGCACAUGUCUUUUCACCUAUUCUGGAACCGCCUUUAGAAUCGGCUCUGACGUCACAAAUAAGACAGCCUAAUUUACAUGGUUUAUGCAUUUUGCAGACGCUUUUACGCAGACUUGGAAUUUUUUGGUCAAAAUUAGUUUCUUAAUUUUUAUGUUAUUUGUUGAUUAUACACGCAAUGUAAAUAUUCUCAUUACGAUAUAUAUGUGUCUGAUAAGUUUUUAAAUUUAACACAUUAGAAUUCCGCGCUGCCUUCAGUGUAGUGUCGUUUUAAUUUUGCGCAUUACUAUAUUACGGAAAUUAUUUCCGGUCUAUCGAUAUAAAGUUCUUCCUGUCCAUUUCCAUAUAUACUGACAUUUUUCUGCCUCGUGGUUAUUCACUCAUUUUCGGAUUUUGCUUUUUUCUGUGUGUAUUCUAUAGUGAUUUGAGUUUAAUUAAUAUAUUAAUUAUUAUUCAAUUUUUAUCCUGCUAAUUUGAUCUCAGUUUAAAAAGGUGUUUCGCACAAUAUGAGUGGAAGACAUAAGUAUAAAAGGGGAACAAAGGUGCCCAGAAGUACUGAGUACAGAGAAAGAAGGUUACGUGAGGCUGUUAGGGAGAUAUCUACAGACGAAUCAGAUUCUAGUAUAGAAUUGUAUUUGAAUGAGGGAAAUUCUUCCAGCCUGCAAGAAGAAAUGGUACUAAAAGAAUCUAGUAGCGAAUCUGAAUCAAGUACAGAAUCGGAUGGAGAAAUUACUGGAUACCCCAUAGGUAUUGAAGACGUCAUACAGCAAGAUGCUGAUGAACAAUUUUCAACAAAUAACUUAAACAGCAGUGAAUGUGAAAUGGACAAAAUGGUCAUGGAAGUAUGCAGUAAAGAAAGUAGUGUAACAGAAAUGAAUACUUCAGUUAAUUGGGACGAUUCCAGAAUGGCAAGCUUUAUAAAAGUUGUUCAAGAAAAUAUUGAUGAAGAUGUUGAAGAAGAAGGUGCGCAAUACGAUUUUACUACAUUUCAAACUGAUGAGGAGAUUUCGGAUACAGAUGACGAAGUUAAAUCUGUAGAAGAAAAAGGACAGUUUGAAUACCUUAACACAUUUUUGGAUGAUGCAAAUUUUAGUAAUUCAAUCGAAGUACCAGUUAAUAAAAAUAUUGGUGAAGUUUUGAUGAUGUUAUUGCAAUACGCUUCAGCCAAUUCACUUUCCUUAACUGCGAUUGAAAACCUAUUUAAGUUAGUUAACUGUAUUUUCUUAAAACCAAUAAUUCCAGAAACGAGAUACCUAAUCGAUAAAUUAUUUAAUCCAAAACAUUCUAACACUUAUCAUGCACUAUGUGAUAAUUGUGGGAAAAGCUUAGGUACAUUUACUUCUUCUGACACAUUUAAAAAAUGUGAUCUGUGUAAUAUCGAGGUAAAUGUAAAAGAUUCUAGUUAUAAUAAUUUUUUUGUUACUUUAGACCCUUCAAACCAAAUUGCUGACUUAUUAGAAGCGAAUGGCGAUUAUUAUGAUGAUGUAAUGCAUAGUAGCGUAUCUAAAAAUAAAAUCAUUAAAAACAUUUAUGACGGAAAAUUGUAUCGGCGUUUUGUAAAAAGUUUAAACAGUGAUGAUCAUAAUCGAUAUGUAACUGCCGUGUUUAAUACGGAUGGAGCUCCUUUAUUUGAGAGUUCCACAUUUAGUAUAUGGCCUAUUUAUAUAAUGCUGAAUGAACUACCUAUCCAUGUAAGAACAAAUAAUUUAAUUGUUGUAGGCCUAUGGUUUGGUAAAACAAAACCAGAUAUGAAUGUUUUUCUGGAUCCCUUUGUAGAAAAAAUGAAUAUACUAGGAGACGAAGGUAUAACAUGCACUGUAAAAAACAAAAAACAAAUAAUCAAAUUGUUUUGCUUAGUAUGUUGUGUGGAUUCCGUCGCCCGAGCACCAAUACAAGGCCUAACACAAUUCAACGGGAAAUUUGGAUGCAACUGGUGUAAACAUCCAGGUGAAUGGGUUGUUAAUGAAAAGAAACCUAACUCGGGCUGUUCAAAGUAUCCAUGGAUAGAUCAAACAGGGUUGCUCAGAACGGAAAAAGAAAGCAUUCGUCAAAUGAAAGAUUGUACGCCUAAGAAACCAAUCUGCGGUUUCAAAAAUCCAUCAGUAUUGAUAAAUUUAAAUAAAUUUAAUAUAAUUAAUGGGUUGGUUCCUGACAAUAUGCAUAUUAUAAGUGGAGUGGUCAAACAAUUUACAACCAUUUGGUUAGGAAAAAAAGGUUCUUCUUCCAAGAUAUUAACGAAAUUAGAAGUAGAUGAAAUUAAUACCAUUCUCGAGUCAACGAAAGUCCCGCAUCAUGUUGGCAGACUCACGCGAUCUUUAGCAGAUAAAGAGCACUGGAAAGCUCGAGAAUGGGAAAAUUUUCUUCUUUACUACAGUGCACCAAUUAUGUGUAAAUUCCUUGAUAAAAGGUUAAUGGAACAUUGGUUGAAGCUUGUUGAAGCUAUACAUAUUCUGUUACAAUCGGAAAUUUCUAUUGAUGAACUUAAUCGGGCUGAUCAAUUAUUACAUGAGUUUGUAUAUGAUACUGAACGCUUGUAUACAAAAGUUGCUAUGACAUUUAACGUACAUAUUUUAUUACAUCUGGCACGUAGUGUCUUAAAUUGGGGACCUUUGUAUGAGCACUCUGCAUUUGCAUUUGAAGCAGGCAAUGCAAAGUUGCUCAAUGUAGUUCAUACUUCUAAAGGAGUUCAUAAACAAAUCUGUCGACACAUAAACUUUAACUCUAGUUAUGCAUUCUUGAAGAAAAAAGUUGAGCCUUUUGCAACAUUUGAAACAAAAAACUUUUGCUCCGAAAUAAGUACAUCGAUGGUCCAAAAAACUGUAAAACAUUCCACAGCGCGAUAUUUUGGAAAGUCUUCAUACAUAUCUUCCGCUUUGGUUGAUAGUCUAAAUCUUUCUGAUAUGUCUGGUUCUUUUAAAAAAAUGAUAAAGGACGGUUGCCUUUAUAUGUCAUCUUUAAUUCAAAAUAAAAGGUCAGACAAUUCUUUUGCAAAACUAAAGGAUGGUACUUACGUACAAAUAAUAUAUUUUAUUGCAGAUCACCAAAAUGACAAGGAGUACACUGUAUGUCGUAAAUUAAUUACUCAGAAUGCUUUUCCAAAUCAAUGCGCAUUUUUGAAAAAAAUUAAUUCAGUAAAGAAAAAAAAAUAGUUGUAAAUACAAGUGAAAUCAUUAAAAUAUGUGUACAUGUAUUAGUUCGCAAAAAACAAUAUAUAUGCGCUUUACCAAAUUUAUGUUCCUAUUAAGUAGCAUUAAAAAAUAGUACAUUAUAAAUUUUACAGAAAAAACUUUGCGAUUCCUUAAACAGAGAAUUAUCAAAAAUCUGAAGCGUUAUAAGUAUAUAUUUUAUCAAUAAUAUUUAUUGUAUUUUUUACAUAUUUUAUAAAUUGAUAAUAAUUUAUUGUAAGACAUAUUUCAAUUGCAAAAAUUGUAUUCCUUAACCUUACUUUUUAUUGUGAUAGCAUCAAUUGUUAAUUUAAUAUUUUAAGGAUACAGAAAUAUAUUUUAAGAACAAAAAAUUAAUUACAAUCAUACUGUCCUUUACAUAAACAACUUUUUUAUAAAAAUGUAUUUAUUACUUCAAUAGUUCUAAAAAUUGUUUAUAUUAACAAUUAAUUUUUAUACUCUCAUAUCACAAAAAUUUACGUCAAAUUAAUCUGAAGCUUAGACUGUAACUUUUAAAUAUUGCAUUCCAAGGCUUAGAUUGGUUAAGAGCAAUGAAAAGAAAUAAAUAAUUAUUAAUUUUUAAAUAAAAAAUAUAUUUUUAUAUGUUCACGAUGUAAAUAAUAUUAUAAUUUUGUAAAAAAGAAUUCUAUUUUAUAUUUUCGUUUGUUCAGAUGAAACUUAAUAGGAACGAAUAAAUAUUAGAAAAUAA
Molecule: messenger RNA, 3895 nt
Organism: Leptopilina boulardi
Lineage: Eukaryota; Metazoa; Arthropoda; Insecta; Hymenoptera; Figitidae
Exons: 6
Coding region: 529-3171 (880 amino acids)
Source: RefSeq, a predicted model, not a curated record